AUGCUAUGGCUAGUGGUGUUUGUUGCUGUGGCUGGGACCACAGGUAUCGUGAGCUGUGAAGGCCGAGGGGAUGAAGAAAGGACUGCGGGAAUCAUCGCAGGAUCAGUGGUUGGUGGAGUGGUCCUCAUCAUUGUAACGAUCAUCACGAUCGUGCUCUGCGCUCUCUACUGCUACAAAAGAGUAACAAGUUUAGAGCAUGUGCUCUCGAGCAAGAGCCGCGAUGACUCGAGAAGGGCCAUGCAAGACGAGAAAUCGAGUCUCAUGACGAAUGAGUACGACACCGUGUGCACGGGAGACGAGCUCUCUCUCAGCAGCUCUGUCUCCCAAUCAAAUCGAGGUCGAGUGAGAUCCUCGCACCCACCGAGAGAGAUAGAGUCAGAGUAUUCCGAGAUCAGGAGAGACUAUAUCAGUAAUCGCAACAGCAAGUCACCGUGUUCUCGCAGCGCCACCCCGACAGACAACCCUCUGGUCUCGGGGAUCAGAGGAGGAGUCGUAUCGUACGGAGCAGUCAGUGGAGACACCGACGACCGUCCGUACAGCUACAUACAAGUGGGAAAGAGAGACGUGGCCGUCAGCCGAGGAGGUCCAAACAGCCUCAGUCUCAUAGUGAUGUUGAUGGUUCAGAGAGUGGUUUCGCUCCAAGGACCAGGGUAACUACCAACGUUCUUCAGUCUCUGGCGCACUGUAAAAGUGGCACAUAUGUACCCACUACCAGGCAGCGAACAGGGCCAAUUGAACCCCAACCUGCACCAGAAAUGGAGACUGAGGAGCCAGUGUAUGACAGGCUGGCUCCAAGGUACGACAGACUGGCAGGGUUCUUUGAUCCCGAGAAAGACUACUGGACUCCAGCCCAGACAACCUCUGACCUCUAUUCCCAGCUCUCUGAUAACAGAUACAGAGAGAUUCCACGACAGGGCAUCAUUAUGCUGGAGCAGCUGGGGGCUGGUCAGUUUGGCCGAGUGUACAAGGGAUUGUGGAUGAGUGAGGGUGAGGCUCUGCACGUGGCGGUGAAGGCUCUACACGAGGAUGGCGGGGAGGAGGACAGAGUCAAGUUUCUGCAAGAGGCAGCUCUCAUGGGCCAGUUCUCCCACUUCAAUAUCAUCAGGCUCUACGGUGUUGUCACUGUCACUGCCCCUUCACUGAUUGUUCUGGAGCUAGCUCUCACUGACCUCCACCGAUAUCUCCGUGGAAUCAGAUUCAGUCAGCAGUACACCAGCUACCUCCCGAGGCAGCUCCUCCAGUUCAGUCUCGACGUGGUCUCAGGGAUGCAGUACCUGAGUGGCAAGAGGUUUGUGCACAGAGACCUGGCAGCUCGCAACAUUCUCCUGGAUUUCUCACUAGUGUGCAAGAUUGGGGAUUUCGGGAUGGCCAGAAACCUGAUGGACGACAGCUACUACAAAUCCACAGAGAACAGACCGCUCCCUGUCAAGUGGAUGGCCCCCGAGGCACUCCUCUAUCGACAAUACUCCUCGGCCAGUGACGUGUGGAGUUUCGGGAUGGUCCUCUACGAGAUAUGGUCCGUGGGGAGGAAGCCAUAUGAACAGCUGACCAACCAGCAGGUGAUAGACAAUCUGAACAGCAAGAUGUGCCACCCUCCACCCCCUGGCUGCCCCAGAGCUAUCUACUCUCUCAUGGUGUCCUCCUGGCACCCGGAGCCGAGGCAGAGGUCCACGUUCCAGCAGCUGUACCAGAGUCUGAGUCAGCCAGAGGAGCUCCUGCUGAGCUGGUCAGAGGAGGAGGAGGAGGUGUCAGAGCUGGCCAGGCAACUGGGAGCUGACCACGCUUACUCACAGAACCUCUACAAUGACCUCCAGAACCAAUACCUCAAUGACACUGACAUGUAUUGAUAGAUGACAUCAUUUCUACUUAUAUAUGAACUCAUUCUUGCACCUCAAUGUGGACAUUGAAUGGCUUGAUGUAUAUAUUGGGUUGUGUCUCUACUUUUUUAUUGAUAUUUUGUAUGGUGUAUACUGAAGUCCACAUUGCACAUCAUUUAGCCCCACUAAGCGUUUCUUCGCCACUGAUCUCUACUUGUCAGUGAAUAUACAAAAGACAUUUUUACAGAG
Messenger RNA from Geodia barretti, 2066 nucleotides. Lineage: Eukaryota; Metazoa; Porifera; Demospongiae; Tetractinellida; Geodiidae. The record is from the annotation of a GenBank genome assembly.